This is a messenger RNA of Meloidogyne enterolobii, 423 nucleotides long. The record is from the annotation of a GenBank genome assembly. NCBI's taxonomy places the organism in Eukaryota, Metazoa, Nematoda, Chromadorea, Rhabditida, Meloidogynidae.
UUUUUUUUAAAGUCUAGAAGAAAUUUUCAUUUAAAUAUGGCUGAAGUCGAACAAUUCAAACACAAUCAUAACGUUAUUAAUGAGGAAGAGAAACAACAACUUGAAGCUUUAAAUCGUUCUUUAUUCGCUACAAUUGCUGAAUAUACAAAGAUUCGAAAUGAACAUGCAAAAUUGAUUGAAUCACAAUUAUGUCCGAUUAGGUGUGAUAUUGAAAGGCGCAUUCGAGCAGCGGAUUUAGGUUUUCGUUUGGAUUUUUUGGAAUUUUUAUCUAGUAUUAGGGUUGGGGUUUUUGAGCCGGGCCUACGUUUGAGUUUUUUUCGGGAUUUAAUUUUUUCGUGCCGGCCCGACCGAGUCUUUUUUGGGCCAAAAUUUGAUGCCCGACUUGAUCUUUCGGACCGAGACCGGGCCUCUAACCUUACCUAG